UCUUUCACUAGAGGCGUUGCUCUUCGGCAGUGGCGCUUCUCUGCGAGGCAAAAAAGAAAUUUCCGCUUCCUGCACCGAUAAACAACUAACGCAACUUGAGCAACACUGGCCGCGAGUUUGACGGCGAACAGCGGAUCCGGUAUACAACCGAGCCUCGGUGUUCGUGGAGCAUUAACGUUAGAGCACCAACCCUCCGACAAUAGCCGCUUUAUUCGGGUUUUCUUUCAUUGUUUUCAAACAUAAGGUUCCUCCAGUAUGUCGGAUCGGGGAGGGCUCCCGAGGACUGGAGGAGUACCGUCUCCGCAGCCCUCCAAGCCGAUGGCGAUCGCCUCCAAUCGGCCGGUGCACAUGAACCUGUACGCCACCUGGGAAGUGGACCGGUCGUCCCCGAGCUGCGUGCCGAGGCUCUUCAAUCUGACCCUGAAGAAGCUGGUCAUGCUGAAGGAGCUGGAUAAAGAUCUGACGUCGGUGGUCAUCGCUGUCAAACUCCAGGGCUCAAAGCGAAUCCUUCGUUCCAAUGAAAUCCUGUUGCCAUCGAGCGGCCAGACGGAAACAGACCUGCAGCUCACCUUCUCCUUACAGUAUCCUCACUUCCUGAAGCGAGACGCCAACAAGCUUCAGAUCAUGUUGCAGAGGAGGAAGAGGUACAAGAACCGGACCAUCCUGGGCUACAAGACCCUGGCGCUCGGCCUCAUCAACAUGGCGGAGGUGAUGCAGCACCCCACCGAGGGCGCUCAGGUUCUGGGUCUGCACAGUCAGCUGAAGGAGGUGUCCGUCCCGGUGGCCGAGAUCAGGGUUUACUCUCUGUCCAGUCAGCCCAUCGACCACGAGGGACCCAAAGCCAAGAUGAACGAUCGUUCUCCUGAUAUUGAUAACUACUCCGAGGAAGAGGAGGAGAGCUACUCGUCUGAGCAGGAGGGCAGCGACGACCCCGUGCAUCACUAUCUAGAUGAUGAAGAGGACGAGGUGAGGAAGAAGAAACCCAGACGCAAACUUACUUCCAACGCCUCCAUCACGAGACAACCCAACAUCAAGCAGAAGUUUGUGGCGCUGCUGAAGAGGUUUAAGGUGUCAGAUGAGGUGGGGUUCGGCUUGGAGCACGUGUCCCGUGAGCAGAUCCAGGAGGUGGAGGAGGACCUGGACGAACUCUACGACAGUCUGGAGAUGUACAACCCCAGCGACAGCGGGCCCGAGAUGGAGGAGACCGACAGCAUCCUCAGCACUCCCAAACCCAAACUCAGGCCGUUCUUUGAGGGCAUGUCCCAGUCGAGUUCUCAGACAGAGAUCGGCAGCCUGAACAGUAAAGGCAGUCUGAAUCGAGACGCCGUCAGCCCCCAGGGGGAGCAGCCGCCACCAGAUAAACUCAAACACUCGCGCAGCCGUAACCUGGACGAGCCGCUGUCCGAGACCGACACGCUGGAACUGAAUGAUCAGGAGAUGUUCGCUGAUGUCGGCCCCUGUAUAAUGGUGUCUGUGGCUGAAAAACCACGGACACCCUUAAAAACCAGCAAGAAUGAGAUUCAGGCCAUGCCGUCACCCAGGCUGGAUGGAGGACACACACCCCGUAAGCGCUGCACUCCUAUGAAAGACCGGCAGCUCUCCAAGCCUCUGAGCGAGCGCACCAACAGCUCGGACAGCGAGAGAUCCCCUGAGCUCGCCCACAGCACACCGGUCCUCAGGAAGGCUGUCUAUGAUCAGUUGAAUCAGAUUCUGUUAUCUGACGCUGCUCUUCCUGAAAGUCUCAUCCUGAUCAAUGGCACAGACUGGCAAGGACAGUAUGUCGCAGAGCAGCUGCAGGUCCAGAAGCAUCCGGUGGUGUGUACAUGUUCCGGCGCAGAGAUCCAGGCCGUUCUCUCGGCUCUCCUCACACGCAUCCAGAAGUUCUGUAACUGUAACUCGUCGAUGCCUCGGCCGGUGAAGGUCGCGGUGGUCGGCGCUCAGAGUUAUCUGGGAUCAGUCCUGCAGUUCUUCGUCACUCAGCUGGCCAACAAGACUUCUGAUUGGCUCAAUCACAUUCGCUUCCUGGUCGUGCCUCUGGGUUCUCAUCCUGUUGCUAAGCACCUGGGUGCCCUUGACAACCGCUACAGCGCAGCCUUCCUGGACGGAGCGUGGAGAGACUUAUUCAACCGAUCAGAGCCGCCGCAGACAGGUACACACACACACACACACACACACACAUGCUCACACACACUGUAUGCUGUAACUGUGUGUGUUGUAGAUGCGGUGGACGUGGCGUCUCGAGUGACUCAGUACAUCAGUGGAGCCGCUCACACACACCAGCUGCCGAUCGCUGAGGCCAUGUUGACCUGCAAACACAGAACGAGGGAUGAAGAUUCGUAUCAGAAGUUCAUACCGUUCAUUGGGGUGGUGAAAGUGGGUUUGAUAGAGCCAGGCCAGUCAUCAGCAGGCGACCUGGAAGAGGGCGUGGCUGUGAGUCUGGCCGUCCCGUCCACGUCUCCGCCCUCUCACGGGUCUCCCGCCAGCCUGAAGGAGAUCGCCACGCCCCCCUCCUCCCCCUCCAUGGGCGGCGGCUUGGCUGUGCAAGGGAGCCCCAGCAUGUCUCACGGGGUGGACGCCAUCGGCCUGCAGGUGGACUACUGGCUGGCGUCCCUGUCGGAGAAGCGUCGCGAGGGCGAGAGGAGGGACACCGGCUGUAAGAACACCCUGAAGAGUGCCUUCUGGUCGCUGCAGGUCAGCCGGCUGCCAGGAGGGGGAGCCAGCGAGCCUCAGGCGCCCGUCAACACUAUGGCCAUGACCGUGGUCACCAAAGAGAAGAACAAGAAAGUUCCCACUAUUUUCCUGGGGAAGAAGCCUAAAGAGAAGGAGAUGGACUGCAAGAGUCAGGUGAUCGAGGGCAUCAGCCGGCUCAUCUGCUCCGCCAAACAGCAGCAGACCAUCCUGAAAGUCACCAUCGAUGGAGGGGAGUGGAGCGACGUGAAGUUCUUCCAGUUAGCCGCUCAGUGGCCGACGCACGUCAAGUAUCUCCCGGUGGGACUGUUCGGAUACAGCAAACCAGCUUCCUAGGACCGACCACUCACUGAGCCCGCCUCUUCAACCCGCGUCCCAUCACGCACUGGGGCGAACGCUGGCCAGCCGGUGGGUGGGUGGGUCGAGUUGAAGACGGGUACGAUAGACUUUUAUCAGCGCUAGUCACUUUUAUUUAUCAAAGGUCCCAGUGCCACAUAUGGGGGCCAAGCACAAAAUUAGCAUACACCACCUGACUAUUUAACCGCUUAUCUUUUAUCAAUGGCUUCCCUCAACCACCAAUGCAGUUUAACCCUCGCUUAAAUCUACCAUGGUGACUGUAGAUAACGUUACACAAUAGUGCUUGGUCGCUUGGCAACGAUGGAAUUGUGGUUGUUACUACAGUUACCAUGGUCGUUUUUUUGUAAACAAAGAUUAUUUAACAUGU
Pimephales promelas (fathead minnow) is the source of this 3412-nucleotide messenger RNA. The record is from RefSeq and is a predicted model, not a curated record. Lineage: Eukaryota; Metazoa; Chordata; Actinopteri; Cypriniformes; Leuciscidae.